AUGUCUCCAGUCGCCGUGAAAUUCCCUACCGAGGAGCAUGCACCAGAUGUCGUCGUAGAGGGAAAAGUCGUUCCCUCGACGGCCGUUGGAGCCUUCCCUAGGCCCCCCACGUUUUCGUCGAAGCUGGACGAGCGCAAGUGGCUCAAGUUCAGGCUGGCGCAGGCAUUCAGAAUCUUUGCAAAACAGGGAUAUGAUGAAGGCAUCGCGGGCCACAUCACUGUCCGGGACCCCAUUCGGACCGACUGCUUCUGGGUCAACCCCUUCGGCCUCCACUUCGCGCUCAUCCAAUCGAGUGACCUCAUCCUCGUCGACCACCAUGGUGCCGUACAGCCCGCCGAGUCUGGGCCCAACACUCUCCUCAACCGCGCAGCCUUCAUGAUCCAUUCUGCUAUCCAUGCGGCGCGUCCUGACGUUCUCUGCGCGGCGCACUCGCAUUCGAUCCACGGCCGCGCGUUCGCGGCGCUUGGGAAGGAGUUGGACAUGAUCACUCAGGACAGCUGCGUGUUCUAUAAGGAUCACGCCGUGUACAAGCAGUUUGGUGGUGUGGUCCUGGACGAGGAGGAGGGCCAACGGAUCGUUCAGACUCUGGGGGCAAAGAAGGCUGUGAUCUUGCAGAACCACGGGCUGCUUGUCGCCACGAGCUCUAUUGAGGCUACAGUCAACUUCUUCAUCUCGAUGGAAAAGUCUUGCCACGUGCAGCUCAUGGCAGAAGCUGCAGCGGUUGGCAUGGGAGGGAAGACGAUCAAGAUUGGAGAAGAAGAAGCCGCAAUUACAUACGCGACUGUAGGCAGCAUGAACGCGGGCUGGUUUGGUGGUCGCCCAUACUUCCAAGUACUGGAGGCUCAAGAGGGUGUCACUUAUAACCCCUCGAGCUCCAAGUAG
Epithele typhae is the source of this 882-nucleotide messenger RNA. Its product is annotated as class II aldolase/adducin domain-containing protein. The coding region runs from base 1 to 882 and encodes 293 amino acids. Gene Ontology annotation, cellular component: cytoskeleton. The record is from RefSeq and is a predicted model, not a curated record. Gene Ontology annotation, molecular function: actin filament binding. Lineage: Eukaryota; Fungi; Basidiomycota; Agaricomycetes; Polyporales; Epitheliaceae. The transcript has 7 exons.